UCUUUUUUAUCUAAAAAACAUAUAUUAAAAUGUCGAGAGAGUCCGAUAGAAGGCCCGUGGAUAUGGGCGCCGUGAACCGAAUUUUGAGGAGAUGCAAAGCUAAAGCCACCUUUCACGGUUCGACCUCACGCGGUUCUCAAGGAAGACACUCUGUCUCUUACUUUCCUAGUAUUCCCGAUCAAUUCGUGGGCGAUGCUUUGACAGAUCAAGAAUUCGAUCGUUACAUGUCAGGUAGAGGCGACGCGAAUCUUGAAACUCUUGAAAGUUUAUUCGCGGACAUUGAUGAAGCAGGAAUGGACGGGGACGUGGAGCCUACACCGCACGUCGACGAGGAGGCAGGUGAGCUCGAGACCUCUCAAGGUCCGGAAAAAGAAGAAACAGCACCUCCUCCGCCCCCAAGUCAAAAAAAAGGUUUUAAAGGAAUAGUCGGUGGGCUUCUUGCAAAGAAAGGGAAGCGUGCUCAGCCUUCGACGAGUUCAAGUGGUACAACAGUAAGCUCGCACAACGAACUUGCUAUGUACCAAGGGGUGCCAUGCGGUUACGAUGACGACGACGACGACGAUGACGUGGAGUUUGACGUCCUCGGAUGGUGGAAGCGGAACGAACACAUGUUCCCAUGUCUCGGAAUGCUAGCAAGACAAGUGUUGUCCGUCGCAGUAUCAACCGUAGCAGUGGAACAAGAAUUCAGUGCUAGCGGCAACAUUCUAACCGACUUCCGAAGUUUUCUUAGUGCUGAAUAUCUUGAAACACUUGUUUGCAACCGAUCAUUACAUGAAUGCAACCACAUAUGGAAGUCCGAGUUCUGAGGAAUAAGUUAUAAACUUUUUUAUGUUAAUGUAGAUAUGUAAAUAUGUAAUUAGUUUUUUAGGUGAGCGAUAUAUAAGCUCCUUCGAGGGUUUCUUUACGGUUCUUUACCUCGUCGCUUUUUUUGAACCGUCAAGAUAUUAAAUGUAGUUGUUCUUC
Cuscuta campestris is the source of this 963-nucleotide messenger RNA. NCBI's taxonomy places the organism in Eukaryota, Viridiplantae, Streptophyta, Magnoliopsida, Solanales, Convolvulaceae. The record is from the annotation of a GenBank genome assembly.